GUUUCAAUAUACCAAGUAAAUACGUAAGUAUCUUUUUAUGGUUCUUCACUUUCGAGGUUCUCAAAAAGCUUAUAUUUAGUUAGUAAAUGCUAGGUUCGGUUUUCAGUAGAGAGAAAACUGGUCAUCUGGACAUUUCUGUAUCAUUUGAAUACAGAGAAGUGCAUUGAUAAUUUAUCGAUUUCAUAGGUCAACAGCGGUAAAAUGUUAAGAUAAUUUUUUCGAAAUAGUUUCAUCCUCAGAGUAAUUUGGUACGUGUUAACUAACGUUGAUGAAUUGGUUAUAUCCCACUGAUGACUUCUUUGUUGAUGUUAUCUUCUGAUAAUGGUAAAAAGAUAAUGGCUUUCCCAGCAAUGAGAAGGUUGUUCGUUGUUUAUCUCCAUGGAUCCACCAACGCUGAUCAAUGUAUCAAAAUUGAUCCUGGUAUUCAGAGUAGUAGUGAAAGCCCCACAGUUUCAUCGGACUUCCAUAAACGAUUAAUCUGAUAACUAAUGGGUUUUGAAUAGUAGAUAGAGACCCUUAGCAAAACAUUUCCCACAUACCUACUGUCAUAUUGACGAGAUUUAUUAUCCUUAGUAUCCGACAUGCAAUCUGCCAAAGGUUUGUCAAGGAUAACAGAGAAAACUAUGUAUGAGUGCUGAUUUUUUGAUUGCGGUUUAAGAUCGCAAUAAUCUUUCAUAUUUCCCCAACUCUCCUGGUUUUAUUCAAGUGUCCGUAUUUUUCUUUCACUUGGUUUCCUUUUUGUAGUGAUUUCCUCCCACUUUUCUAAUUAGAAACGUAGAAACCUCUAGCAGUUUGGAUUUACUCCAGGUUUUUUAUUGUUUACGGUGUAUAUCGUAUGAUAUUGUCUUUCUUCUUCUUUCAGUCAUCAAAUUUAAGUGCUGAAGAUUUGGAUUCCUUGGAAGAUUUGGUUUUUCGCCUAACCGGUCAAGGUAUUUUUAAGUGCUUAAUUUUAUCACGUCUGAUUUUACCCCAAAUUUUACGCAUGCUUAUGAGUUCUAAACAAACCUUUCAUGUUAUGCAUUUCGAAGAAUCCACAACACCAUAAAAACGAUAUCAUCUCAGUCGGUCAGUUAUAAAGCCGGGGACAUGAUUUCGUCAGUCCAAGUCUCCAUACCACGUCUGCAAGACAAGAUGAAAUUGACAAUAGGUAGGAUAAAAUUUUUCGAAGUAAUGGUAUAAUCGGUAAUAGCGAAAAGGAUUAUAUACUGAAGAACGCUGUUCCUAGAGAACGGAUUAACUCAAGGAAUAAAAAUUGCGAGUUGAUUUUGAAGCUCAAGACUUGAGAGUCAAUGAGUAAAUGGAUCUGUGUCAUUUUUUGUUUCUAACCCAUUCCAUCUUUUGCCUUCAACCGCUAACCAUGAUUAUUGUGCAGACCCCAACCACUUGGUUUACAUUCACCAACACGACAGCAAUUUACUUCAUGGGCUGAUAGUGUGUCUUCGGAAGUGUCAGCCUCUCACGUACCCCUAUUAACAACAGAGCUUGUGUUUGUAAACUGCUAUUUGGGAUAUGUGGGUUGUAAUCUAGUUUUUGAAAACAAUAACACUAGCUCAUCAGUCGUCUAAAAUUCCUAUAGUGUUGGAGAUGCUUAAAACAAACUUGUCUUAUCAGAAUCGAUCGUACGUAUUAAUUGAUUUUCAGUUAGUUUGGCAAUCAUUAUCAUUAAAACAAAUGGUUUGUCUGUUUAAAAUUUCACUUCAUUGACUAUUAGAAAAUUAAUUGGAGUUAACAGAAAACUUUUCGCUUGGUGAAAUGCCAGUGUUAUACCCUGCUUAUUGCUAUUCGGAAACUAGUCAGUUUGUAUUAAUCAGAAACACGAAAAGCUCUUUUUUCAACAAAUUUAUUAUCCAGGUGUAAAAUGUUAUAACUUGUAGCCUUGUGCCCUUACCAAUAUAUGACGUAAUGAUACCGCCAAUUAAAAAACAGUGAAUUAUCGACGGGACCAAUGAUGCAUAAAACAAGUACGAGCAGUCUAGAAUCUUUAUUGGUCCUUAUUCCUGCCUAGCCCUGCCUGUUAAGUCCAGAACACCAAAUCAUACAUAUAUACGAUUGUGCAGCUUGAUAAUAGGUUCGUUGAGAAGGGAUCCCUUCACUGAACUUCGUGUUUUUAAUGUCUAAAUGGGAAACUGUAUUUAGUCGCAAUUUGUUCACUUAAUGUUUUGUCUGACUUCAAUUUUGAUUAGUGUUUCAUCGGAUUUGGCUAACUUAUUUUCUACUACUUUUUUAUAUUUUGUAGAGAAUAUCAAUUUUUACAGUUCAAAAUAUCAAGUCAAACCAGUUGGACUUACUAAAUUUAUUAAAACCAGAGUGUGGUGAUUUAGUUGUCUUCAUUAAAGGAAAUACAGAAAUUGAGUUAAAAGCAUUGGGCAUGGCACGAGUUGAAGUUGCUAAGCUUAUUGAUUCGAAAGGUUUGUCAAUAUAUGAACCUGGAUUCCAUUUUCUUUGGAUAAAUCAAUUUCCAUUGUUUGAAAAAAAUAACUUAGGUAAAUGGAAAUCAGUGCACCACCCGUUCACUGCUGCGUCACCAGAGACAGCACAUUUCUUGUAUACUGAUCCGAGCAAAGUUAUCGGUUUACAUUACGAUUUAGUUUGUAAUGGUCAAGAGGUUGGAGGUGGUUCAAUCCGAAUACAUAAUCCUGAGGUGCAAAAAGUUCCUAUAUAUAUGGGUAUAAUCAUUUUAUUUCAGGAAAAUUCUUGUGAAAUGGAAUACUUUUUAACUGCCCUGAAUUCAGGAACUCCACCGCAUGGUGGGAUUGCGUUAGGUCUUGAUCGUUUAAUUGCAAUAUUUGUAAAUGCCAAAUCCAUCAGAGAUGUAAUUGCUUUCCCAAAAGCAGCCGAUGGGAAGGAUCUCUUAUGUGGGACACCAACUAUGGUAGAUGAUGAAAUCUUAUCACAGUAUUGCAUUUCUGUUUCCAAUCUUAAUAAAAGUUGAUUUCCAACUGAUAAUUUUAACCUUUCUAAAUAGUGUUUGCUUUAGCAACAUCACAGUAGUUUGGGUAUAAUUAUUGUUAGGAAUAUUUUACCAUCAUGGUAUCCUAAUGUUUAUGAGUAUUGUAAAUAUAAUUAGAUUGUGUAAAAAACAAAUUGUGUUUCGUGUUCUUGUUAUAAUACUCACUGAGGUGUGCCUUCAACAACAAAGAUUUCUAAUAAUUAUCGGAAUUAGAAACUUUAAUCAAUUCACAUCAUUUUUGAAGAUGGUACUCUCAUUGCAUUCAUACUGCCAUUGACCCCCAUCUUAGCUGCGUCACGCACUAAUUCAAACCAUAUCAAUAUUGCUCUGAAUCUUGAUAAAUACUCGUAAGUAGAGUCUCAAAGUGUUAUUUUUUAGAUUGGGAAUAUUUUAAAUCUAAACAGUGC
This is a messenger RNA of Schistosoma rodhaini, 3357 nucleotides long. Lineage: Eukaryota; Metazoa; Platyhelminthes; Trematoda; Strigeidida; Schistosomatidae. The record is from the annotation of a GenBank genome assembly.